AUGAAGGGUUUAUGCUUUCAGGUGAGAAAUGAACUCACCCCUAGGAAAAGAAGUCUCCGACCAUCAAAAUCAGAGAAGGAAACCGUUGGUGAACUCCGACAAGAAUGUUUGUCGCCGACAGUCGUUCCAGACACCGAUCAUGGGUCCAUUUUUGUAAUUCAGUCAUCAGAGAAACGGUACCUUUUUAGCGGUGUCGGUGGAGACGAAAGGAGAGCAUUGACAGUGGAAUUCAGUAGCCACAGCGUCGCUUUCGUCUGGGGCUUCUAUCGAUCUUCGCCACUCGAUCAAUAUCUUUUAGUCCUCAGCUCUCAGUUCGGGUUUCAUCUGGUCUUCACGUUUACGGCUUCUAGCUAUGAUCAGCAGAAGCAUUUCUGGCUGAUAGAUUGUUGA
This is a messenger RNA of Lactuca saligna, 390 nucleotides long. NCBI's taxonomy places the organism in Eukaryota, Viridiplantae, Streptophyta, Magnoliopsida, Asterales, Asteraceae. The record is from the annotation of a GenBank genome assembly.